AUGUGCCUGCAACAUUUUAGCAAGUAUUUAUCUAUACACAGAUUUUCAAAACCUUUGUCGACUCGCGGAACCGCGAAGCACGAUGUAGAGUCCUACUUGGACCCCGAAGUCUUUGCUCCUGACCCGGCAGACCUCUACGACGAACCCAAUGAUGGCUACGUCAAUAAAAUACUUCUUAUGAGCCCUGAAGAAAUUUUCAUUAUGAAUAGCGAAGACGAACCAUUAUCGUCAUUAAAUCAACGACUACGUCCUAGAAGGCGAACAUGCAGUCCCACAAUUAAAAAUGUUAGGAAAAGUGAAGGCAAAUCCACUUUGGAUAGACCUAAGAGGACAAACACACCGUCUAAGGCUUUACCAAACAAAACAGAUGAUCUCGACAAGUCUGAUACUCUUUCUUCUCCGCAUUUUCUUUGUCCCUACUGCGAUAGAAAAUUUACGUCUAAACAAACUGUUUCCAAACAUGCACGGCGUAUGCACUUGUCGAGCUCAAAACAAGACUUUUUUAUUACCUGUCUUUUCUGUAGCCACACUGAGGCUGAGGCUAGUGACAUCCUUCGUCAUAUGGUCGAUAGUCAUCCAAAUCAAUACUUUACUUGUUUGGAUUGUCAAACGCGGUUUACAUCAGCCGCAGAACUCUCGGAACAUAAGUUGAACGUUUGUGAAAAACGAAAGCCUUAUCGGAGCAAAUUACGUCAGAAGAAUUUGCCAGCCUUGAAGAAAUCUGAAAGAGAUACCAAUGUUGAUAGACAAAGUGAUUUUCAAAGCGAUAAAGAAGUAAUUGAAACUCACGGGUUUAAUGGAAUUGUAAUUUCGUGUGAACUUAAACCAUCUCAGCAUGAUGAAGCGGAUAUUGAAGACAACAUCACUACAAAUUUAAUUUUACCACCCAGUAAAUCUAUAGGCAACAAUACAGUUAUUGAGAAAAAUGCAGUGAUUGUUUUAGAUGAUAUACAAUGGAAUAAACGAAUACCCCCAAAUUUUUCAUUCCAUAAUACAGACGCGGAUCAAAUUCUUUCGAGAUUAGGUGUUGUGCACAGAUCACCAAGGACAGGCGAAUCGACUAGGAAGGACUGGAUCAAAACUAGUGACGAUAUUACCCAAAAAUUCGAAAAAUGUUUUGAAACCAAUUUCUACUCCAAAGUCGCGAGUAACGUCGCCGAAAAUUUAGCAAAAUAUCUUGAUGGUUCGUUUAAUUUUAAUCCAGAUUCGGAAAAUACAAUUAAAACAAGAAAAUCUAAAAAUAGUGUUGUUAUCAAUACUGCGGAAGGUUUUCCGAUACUGUUAGCUUAUGAACAAUAUUCUCGUAACAUUUUUGAGAACUAUGUACCUAGAUCUAUUGCACCUAAACACAAAUGGAAGUGGGAUAGUCCGGAAAUAGACAAAAGCUUUAUUAAUGCAGAUCAAAUCAAGCGAGAUUCUCAUACCAAUAAAUGCAUUAUUACUUUGGUUUCAAGUUUAGAUAUAUGGACCCAAUUAAGUAUGCGCAAGAAAUAUGACAAACAAUUUAAUAUUUCACACGUAGAGAAGAAGACUGAAAAACAAAACAUUAUUGAUAAAGAAUUAAAAGAGAUCCUAGAAAGCCGAGAACUACCUACGCCGUCUACACAACUUACAAAAUAUACAAACGUACCAAGGGCUCCUGUUAGAGAAGCCAUUGAAUUUCCUAGUUUUCUGGGUUUAACACCAACUACACCCACUUACAAUUUAGAACCUGCAGUUCUUAGUGGAGAAUGGGUAAGACCCAGAUGUUAUGUAUGUUGCGCAUGCGGUGCACAAACUCGAGAUUCUAAAGCACUCUCAUCUCAUAUAUCAGUACAUCAUCCUAAUGCACAAGUACAGCAUUAUGAAAUAGUCGGAGAACCAUUACUAAAUGCUGACAUUUUAAAGCAUUUGUACGUACCGCCAAGCCAGGUGUCCAAUAGAACCCGCCCUUUGAGAGGUUUUAGAGACUGCACUAAAUGUAAAAAAUCAAUAACUUUGAAAGACUUACACCAACAUAUGCUGGAUUGUGCCGGUGACACGCCAGCAGUGCGCAGAAAAUGCCGAUAUAGGCCCUUUGGAGUACGUAGAAGACGACCACGUCUACCAGAUAAUGUUAUAAGAAGAAAAAUACGAAAGGAUUUAAGAAAUCGCCACAAACAAAAGAACCACUUGAGGCCUCGGCAGAAAAUACGGAGCGAAGUUGGUGAUGCCGAGACAAUCCGGAAAAUGAUUGCAGACCUGCCCGCAAAACGUCAUCGUGUAAUGAUUAAUCCCCUUAAUCCUUCGUUACGACCUCGUCGAAAACUAGACAAACAAAGAAAUAAACUUCUAAUCAAACAUCGUUCGUCAGAAGAUUCGAUUACUCGGAAACUUAGAUCCCUGAAAGAACUUAAUAGUUCUUCAAGUUCUUUGAACACGUCUACGAACAAAGAAGAAGUUAUCAAAAAUGUUCACAAGAAAGAUAAUGAGGAUGACAAACCGUCUAAAUCUAAUGAAGAUGAUAAGUUUCUUAGACCAAUCAGACGACCUGCUGAUAAAAAUACCCGCCAUCCUGAAACUCUUAAAAGAAAAGCUGUGCUUAAUCGCGCCAAACGAAAAAUUCAAAUGAAAAAUAUGAGUUCGGGAAAGCAACCAGUGAACUCAGGUAAAAAAUCUAUGAACUCUAGCAAGCAAUCCUCAAGUUCAGGGAAACAGGCUACGACCUUCAACAAUCAGUCGACGGGCUCUGGUAAUACGAGCACAAGGUCUGGCAAUCAGUCUACCAACUCAAGUAAACAGUCUGCGAGCUCGAGUAAUGCUCCAACGAGCUCAGGUAGCCAGUCCAAUACUUCUGAUAAUCAAAAUCAACAAACCGAUGGUGACUCAAAUGGUGACGGAAAUGAUUCGUCAAGUGACGACUUUCUCAAAAAUAAUACACCUAAAAAAAUUGAUGUGAAUAAUAGCCAGUUUAGUUCCAGACAGAAUUCUGGGCGUGGUGGUAAUUACAACCGGGGAAAUAAUAAUAACCGGGGUAAUCAUAGUAGAGAAAAUCAUAAUCGGUCUAACAAUCAUCGGGGAAACAACAACCGAGGAAACUAUGAACGAGGAAAUAAUAGUCGAGAAAACUAUAAUCGUGGCAAUGAUAACCAAGGGAAUGAUAAUCAAAGAAAUCAUCAUCGCGGAAGUAGUCGCGGUGGCAAAGAAAAGAACUCGGAAGAAGACGAUGGAGACCCCUCAACGGAUAAUGAUCCGAACGAUCUAAAUUAUUCAAUCGCAUCUUUAACAGCAGAUGGUGAAAGAGGGGGAACGUCCCUUCAAACCUAUCAAGGACUUUUUCGUCCUGACGAUGAUAAUGACGAGGUCCAAGACUUGUCUAUGAGUCAAGUCGAUGAACCUGAAACAUAUGAAAAGGCUGCCUUCUCGUGUGGCAAAUUAGCCCUGGAGAAAUCCAGGGGUAAUAAAACACGAAAAGGCCUUAAUGCCUGUAUCGCGAUGUUAAAGAACAAACUUGAAGACCCCAAUAUAAAUGUUGACUCUAUUGAUAAUGACGAACCAGUUGCCGGACCAUCCGGUUAUUCUGUAACCAACCGGCUAACUCAUUUACCGGACAUAGACACACGUACGCAACCAGUUGCUCAAAUAGCAACUAGACGUGAUCUUCCAAAUGUGCAUCCAUUAAUUCUGCCACUUGCUCAAAAUCAUCAUACAGCAGAAUUUUUGUCAAAUAGUUUACAUGCACAACCAAUAUCUCAUCUACCUACACGUACGUCGACUCAACCAACACUACAUUCAGCUGAAUAUCUAGCUCUAAAUUCAGCUGAAGCUAUUGCAGCAACCCACGCUGCACUUGCCACCACACAUACGGCCUCACAUGCAGCGGUAUCACAUUCUGCCGCGCAUUUAGUAGCUCCUCCAACUGCGCUUGCUAUGCCUCAUCCUGUGGUUCAUCCAUCGGCUUAUCCUGCAGUGCAACUAGCUACUCAUGCAGCAGUGCAUCACGCAAACCAGCUGGGUGUGCCGUUUAGAAAUGAUAACUUUAUCGAUCCAAACCCUCGAUUCUUUUUGCAACCCACAUUUGACCGCAAAAUAGACCCGAAUCCGGCGGAAGUGUUCUCUCGGUCUGUGAUACCACUAGACAGAGUGGAUUUCCAUUACCAAAGUAAUCUACCGCAGCACAUAUCUAUUGAACAAGUAGCACAUGGUUUAGCUUUGUGUAAGGAAACGCUUGCGGCUUCAGCCAAAGAUAGCAAAGGUGGUUGCAGAGGAAGACAAAAGAAAUCUUCAGUUGGCAGCGGACAACCUAAGAAAACACCUGUAAAAAGAAAAUCAACACGUUUGAGAUCAAAUGCGCCACCUAAUAUGCAACAGAAUUUGUUUGGUUUGCCCUCGCAGAUUGAAGUCAUCCCUCAAACCUCUAUUGGAGUACCGCUCCAAAAUCCUCCUCAUUUAACACUGCAAUAUUCUGAUGAGUAUUCGAAUAAAAGCCUAGAAAGUGAUAAGCAAAAGAAACGGAAGCAAAGUAACAACCAAAAUGAACCACAUCUAACAAAACCAACAAAUUUCUUUAAAGAUUCAAAAUCUCCUCAUAGAGCUGAAUAUCAUCAUACGUAUGACAUGUCUGGCGGUCGCCUUAUUGAGAACAAGUCUUACCAACACCCCGUAGUUAGUGAACAAAAUUCAAUAACUGAACAACGUACAUUAUCGGAGCAUAGAUCAGCGGCUGACCUGAGAUUACAUGAAGAACAGAGGACAGAACAGAGAUCAUUUCAAGAUCAGAGAUCUUUAUCUGAUUAUAGAUCGCACAAUGAACAUAGAUCACAGCCAACAGAUCGUAUAUCGUUACCAGAUCCAAUUACAUUAGCAGAACAGAUAUCGUUGUUUGAACAAAGACCUUUCCGGGAUCCAAGAUCAUAUGUGGAACAGACAUUACCCGAACGGAGGACCUUUUCAGGAAAUUUUACUGAACAUAGACCGUACUCAGAUUUGAGGUCACAUGUUGACCACAAUAUAUACCAAGAUCAUUCGUCUCAUUCUGAUCCAAGGACAUAUUCUGAACAAUUAGCAUUCUCGGAACAAAUGUCACAAUAUAACAAUCUGAGAUCACUACCCGAUCCGAGACAGCAUGUAGACCCUAGGCCGCUUUCAGAACAGAUAACGUAUGCGGACCAAAGAUAUCCAGAUCAAAGGUUAUAUCCUGGGCAGAGAACGUAUCCUGACCCAAUUUUAUGUCCAGAUCUUAGGACCUUUUCAGAACAUAGGCCUCCACCUGAUCAAAGACUUUACUCGGAACAAUUGACGUACGCGGAUCGCAGAUUGUUAACAGAACAAAAUAUAGACCAGCAUCCAACAAAUGAACAAAUGUUGCCUCCAGAGCAAAGACCAUGUAAGAGAAGGUCUUCAAAAGAAAAGAAAAAUGUUUCUGAUAGGAGAAUAUCAAGUGAACUUUGGCCUGCUUAUGAACUCAGGUCGUCAAAUGACAAUUUAUCAAUGCAAGACCAUAUCACAAGUGAUUUAAGGUUAUUAAAUGACCAAUCUUUGUCUAGAGCACAGGCAACAACGAUAGAUCGCCGUAUAUCUGCAGAACAUCUACUCUCUGUUGAACGCCGUGUCUCCGAUGAACGACUUUCUACAGAACGUAGGCUUUCCACUGAGCGAAGAGUUUCAUUUGACCGUGGACCUUCUUGUGAAAGGAGACCUUCGUUUGACAGAGGAUCACCUCCGGAACAAAGGCUCUUAUUUGAACGUAGACCUUCUUUUGAGCGAAGAUCUUCAUUUGAGCGCAGACCUUCAUUUGAACGCGGCCCGUCAUUUGAACGCGGCCCGUCAUUUGAACGCGGACCGUCAUUUGAGCGCGGCCCAUCAUUUGAACGCGGCCCGUCAUUUGAGCGCGGCUCUUCAUUUGAACGCGGGCCGUCAUAUGAGCGCGGCCCUUCAUUUGAACGCGGGCCGUCAUUUGAGCGCGGCCCGUCAUUUGAGCGCGGGCCCUCCUUUGAACGUGGCCCUUCCUUUGAACGUGGGUCUUCGUUUGAACGAAUGCCGCCUCGUGAACAAAGACCAUCUUUUGAACAAACGCCUUCCCAUGAGCAACACCAUUCAACUGAAUGUAGAAUUUCUAACGACCGGAGGCUAUCUAAUGAAAAGUACACAAAUGAAACUGUUUUCUCGACAGAAUUGACUAGGUCGAGUGGCCAUAGAAGCACUAGUAGUGAAAUAUUUACUAAAGAAAAUGCAUCUUCAAGCGAACAAAGUCAUGAUCAAUGGUCAUCUAGGAAUCGUGAUAUAAUAUCGGAACAAAUUGUAGAAAAUGAACAUACGAAUCACUUAGUAGAGCGAUCGAUCCACGAUCAAAGAUUAAACGAAAGAAGAGUUUCUGAACAUAGAUCAUCAAUGGAACAAAAACUAAUCACAGAACAGGAACUAAUGGUUCGAAAUACCUCGUUACGUGAGUACAGCGAAACCAGUUCACGUCCUGAAGCCUAUCAAGAAGCGCACUAUUCCAACAAUGAUAUACAUUCUGAUAGUGAUGGAUCUCAAAAGGAUCCAGAAGAAACAAACAUUCCGCCUGCCCAGCCUUUGGAUCUAUCUGGAAAAGCAGUACCAACAGAAAGAUCUUCAGAUUUGGCAAAUAAGUAUAAAAACGACGGCUCUUUAGAUUUAUCAAAAAAGAAAUCAGAUGUCCCUAUUGAUGUUGUAGACUUGCGCUUUAAUGUUUCUGACCAAUCAGAACCCGAAAAGCCUGCAGAAGAUGCUGCUACUGAUUUGAGUGUUCCCAAGGAUUUAUCGCUUAAAGGAAUGUCCAAGCAAAUAUCAAAUGACAAAAAGAAAAAAAUAGUUUAUGGCAUUCAAAGUUUGUCAGACAGGGAUACUAUAGCCGGGAAAUCUACAGAUACUGUAAAAGCCAUUGAAGCUACUACAGAUUUACCUACAGACUUGUCAACUAAAAAUUCUUCUGAAAUUCUCGAAGUGCCAGAAAUUAAAAAUUCUUCUCAUUCGGUAGAUUCAACAGCUGAAGAUGAAAGUAUUGUUGAUGUAAUAAGCACUGAAGACUCUAAAUCUCCGUACAACAGCUCAAUUGAUAUAAAAACGAAUUUAACGCUUGCCGCAGAGAAGAGUUAUAACGAACAAUAUACAAUGACUACUAUUGAAAAUGGGAUUUCGCAAACAGCUAAUCAAAUGGAUAUGAGUGACGCUAGAUAUAUUAUAGUUUCAACUCAUUCGGAAUCUCAACCUAUUUGCUCUUUGAGUAGUACACACCUUGGUAGAGAAGUAAUACCAUCGACUCAUGUGGGCUCCACGGUCAAUGCUGUCAAUGAUUCUGUUACAACAUUAUCCGUUUAUACAGUUCCGAAUCCAGUUAUGACAACAUCGGUGAAAAACCAUGACAGUCCAAUUACGAUGAAUGAUACUCUAAAUGCUGUUAAUUUUACUGUAGCAAAUACCAUACCACCGCACUCUUCAGCUAAUUCUAAUAGUGAAUUUCCAUUGCAUUAUGGGGCUAUGACAAUUGAUAGUCCAAUAACAGGAUCAGUAGCUACAAGUAGCUUCUCACAAUCAUCGGCUCCAACAGAAACCACAUUCGAAUCUAGCAUUGACAAAAAUAAUAGCAUUGAUAAAAAUAGUAGCAUUGAUUCAAAUCAGAAAUUUGAUAUUAAUAAAGUGGUUACCGAAUCUGAAGACCCCGAAAUGGCUAAGAAAAUAGCAAUGUUGCCUAAAGAAUUAGUAGAAAUUUUAGGAACUAUGCCUGCUAUUAACAGGAACCAGCUCUUAAACGUACUUCCACAAUAUGUUUCUCCUUCGACGGCAACAACAAGACAUAAUUGCGGAAAUAUUGCUUCAAAUGUUGCGCAAAUAAAUGUUCAACAAUCUUCAUCUAACCCAGGACCUGAUGAAAUGGCUAAUGAUGUGAAUACCUUUAUUCCAAACUACCAUUUGCCGACAAACAUGCAUCAUUGUGCCUCUCAAUUCAUGAGAGCGCUUAACAUUGAAAAAAGUAAUUCAAUGACUUAUCUACAACCACCUCCACCACCGCCACCACCACCGCCGCCGCCGCCGCCACCACCGCCGCCCAUACCGCAGCCACCACCUCCGCCACCGGCGGCACAACCGCCGUUUCAAAUACUGUCUCCCCCACUACCUCCACUGCCACCGCCGUCAAUUGAAAUCAAAUCGCCGUCUUCACCGCCGCCUAUGAAUAUUGGAUUGCAAUCGGUACAAGUGGCGUCAAUAGCACUCGUACAGGAAAGAUUUAUUCCACCUUUACCACCGAAUCCACCACCGCCGUUGUUCCCGCCUUUACCAGCAGUCGUUAAGACGGAUGUUGAUGAUCCAGAAGAAGAUAUGAAACCUCCUGUUGGGACGUUAAACGUUAAAGAAGAGGAAAAUGUUGACGAUAACAGUGAUAAAGCUCUGUCAUUUAGAUCGGUAGUUCAAACAGAAAACGUUUCUGUCGAAAAUGCGGAGAACAGAAAUAAAAUAGGAGAUUUGAACGAAGACAGAAACUCACCCUUAAAUGAAGAGAGGCGGAAAUUGACAGCAAACUUACCUAAACCAGCGAUAAUAACAACACAAGAAAUAACAAACUAUGUUAAAGUAGUGACAACAUCAAAACCUAAAACCGUCAGUGAUAAAACAGCUAGCUUAAGAGCUGUACGUAUUAAAACGCCAUCAGAAAGAAAACAAUCUUCUAGCAGCGGAAGUCAAGCUUCUUUACUGGCUAAAUCAACAAAUAUACAAGAAAUAGGUACAAUUAGAGAACCACCCCAAGAAAUUGCUACAGUUAGAGACUCACCCCAAGAAAUCGAAAAGCAACCAGUGGCAAAUAAAUCUAUUAAAUCAACAUUAGUUAAUGUUGCUCAAGUUGAAGAUGAGAGACAUAAUAUACUUUUGGAAAGUAAUGCAUCGCCAACUAUUCAACACGGCGAACAAUGUAGCACUCGACAGAAGAAGGCAUGUAGAUCAGCUGCCCCCAAACACUUCUCAGUCGAGUUACCUGUCGAAACAAAACCGUUGCCCGAAAAUUCUACUAAUAAUGAAUUAGGAAAACGACAAACUGUAAAAGAAAUACCAAAAAUAGAUAAUGAUUCAAAUAAUGCCCAUACCACUAUGAGUACAAGAAAGAACGUGUCUUCAAUUUCACAACAAGAUGACAAUGUUCGCCCACAAUCUUACUCUUCAGAAAGAACAUUUAACCUACAAUUACCGGAUGAAGCUCAGUUACCAUCAAAUAACAGUCUAGAUGAAACCAGUCCUGCUGAAGAUGAGCACACAUCGGUUGAUAAACCAGUAACUGAUGUUGGUCAUAGUGCAACAAUUGUUAAAACCACCAUUGUUGAUGAUGAAGAUUCAGACGAUGAUGUUUCUCUUGCAGUAAUUGUUAAAAAUCGCGAUCAAAUGAAACAUGUAUUACAAAAAUUAGAAAAAGAACGUUCAAUCACAAAUGAAAAUAAGGAUGUGCAUAAAUUAAAAGGCAGCACAAAUGAUCUUCGCUACACAACAAACAGCUCAAGCAGAGAUGCAACUGCUAAAAAGCAUCAAAAAUCACUCAGUGCGGACAGUGUGAAGGAAAUCCUGAACAGUAAUGUGCCUAAUUUGGCUGAACGCUUAACAACUGAAAUAGACCAACAGCGUACAGAAGUGGGUGUUCCACCUAAUUUCGGAAAUGUGCAGCUUACAGAACAAAGUCACAACAGUUUUGAAAAUACAGAACGUGAAGCAAAGGACACUCGACUUUUAGAAAAUUCUCCAAUUAUUCGUGGUAAAUCUGUGAAUGAAGCGAAUACCGACACUCAUUUAAAAAUAAAUGAGGGUGUAAAUAAAAGUGCUAUACACGAAAGUAAAGCACUUAAACACUUGGAAACUAAUGAUAUCUUCAAAUCAAGUUCACACGACACUCGUGUUGGAAAAAGCAAACAAAAGAAAAAACACAAACGUAAAUCGUCGACCAUCUCGGCAAAAGACGACAUAAAUAACCAGACUGCUAUUAUAAAAGAUGACAACUCUUCGAACAUGUUAAAUAAUAAUGCAGAUGUCACAGAUUUGGAUAAAGUUCAUGGUCCUCAAGAUUCAAACAAAAAGGUUUUAAAUAGCAACAAUGAGACUAUUGAGAAUUUGACAUCUAACCUUGAAAAAAUAUGUGACAACAAUAAAGAAGACACUUAUGUUAAAACUAAUAAGGAAGUUGAAAAAGAUGAAGUCAAUGAUCUGCAAUCGCAAUCUGAAUUAGAUGAAAAUAAUUUAAAAGCUCUAAGACGCAGCAAACGUGGAAAAUCUGUAGUUGCUGAAGACAUGGUAAUUAGAUCGGAGAAUUCGGAUGAAACAGAAUCUGUUAUGGAACAAAAGACACCACUUACAAAGAAACAACUUAUUUUUUCUAAAUUGUUACUAGAUGAAGAAAUUCAUACCGAGCCAAAAGCACACUCUACGCCGGAAAAAGAUGCAAAUAAUACUACGGAAGAUAACAAUAUACAAACAAAUAAUAUUUCAUUAAUUUUGGAAACAAACACCCCUACAGGUGACAAUUUAGAUAACACUAAAACAAGUGGUUCAGAAAAAUGCAAAGAAACAAAAAGUAAGAAAACAAAGAAGUUAAAAAAGCUUUGUAAGAAAAAUCGAUCGCUUAAAAUUUCUGGAAAACGUAAGAAAAGGCAUUCCCAAAAGCUCAAGAAAAUGUCUAAGCUAAGAAUACGCCCGGAAAGUCCUAUCCACUACGAAUAUCCGCGAAACACGCAUCUUACAGCAGAAGAACAGUUUGCUGAAACUGAAAAUCAAAUUUUACUUAUUCAACAAGCUCGCGAUGAAUAUGAAAAAGCUAAUGCUUGCGCUGUUUUCUCGGGACCCACCACAAGCAAGGACUCAUUAAAUACGUCUGGAGAGAAAAGAAAAUUAGAUGGGAAGGCUAGUGAAGAUUUUAAACAAAAUUCAAAAACGAAAAAACUUAAAUUUGUUGAAAGUAAUGCACAAGAUAAUGCAAAUAAUAUAUCAAUACAGUCAAGAAAACGUACUACAUGCUACAUGCAAGCUGCUGCAAGAAGGACUCGAUCUAAAUCUGUCGUUGUGAAAUCUUCUACUGAAUUUUACGACCCCUACGAUAUUGACCUAGAUGAUAUGAUUGAAAACCCGGAAUUGUUUAAAAGUGAAACAAGUGAAAAAGAUAGUUCAGAAAAUCAGAAAAAUAAUAAAAGAUAUAAAGGGAAACAAUUAGUAUCUAGUAAAAGUCAAAACUGUUUUAAAAGAUCUAAACCUCAAAAUGAUAAUAGUGAGAAUAAAACAACUUCCGCACCUAAAGAUGAAGCAGUUGAUUCGGACGACUCAUCAAAAAGCGAUAUUCCACUAAAUAAAUAUAUAGAAGAAAAAGAAAAGAAAGCACAACAGUCUGGCAACAUGUGCUCCAGACGAAAUUCCAAUUUAGGAAAAAGUGGAAAACGGAGUGCAACGUGCACUAGACUCGAUGAUGAUCGCAAGAGGUGUAGGCGAACUUAUUCUUCUUCCCAUGAUUUAGAAAAAUCAGGUACAUCAAAUGACGUCGACGAACUUCGAUCGGAACAGUUCAUGGAAAGUUUUGGUUUCUUUUCACAAAGAAAACCACGCAAAUCUAAUUUAUUGGCGUCUAAGAAAAUAUCCGAAACAUUUCAUAUCAUUGGUAAUGAAAGUGAUGAUUCAUGUCUUAGUCCUAAGAAAAGACCUAGCAGACGAAAUAAUCAAAAUGAAAAUAAAAGAUUUAGAGAUACCAGGGCAAAGAAACCUGUUACAAUCAGAAGAACGAUAAAGAAAGUACCGAAAGUGAGAAGAUCUUUAUUCUUACCGCCCAUACCAUGCUUCUGUCGUCUAUGUAAAAAAGAAUUCAGGCGAUCGGAUAACUUCUUGCGACAUCAAAUGAAUGUCCUUCAUGUGGCUAAGUUGGCUGAAAUUGAAUUGAACAUGAAAACUAAUGCUAUAUAUGAAAAGCCAAAUUAUCUUAUUGCAUAUAAACGUCAAUUAGAUCGACUGAAGUUAAGGACAAAAAAAUAUGCUAAUAGGAAAAAUCAUCCAAAAUUAAUAAUGCCUACAUUAGACAAGAUUUUAGUAAAAGUAAAUAAGAUAAUCAAAGAACAAAAAUUAGCUCAAAGAGGACUUAGUAUGGACGAAGCACUUUUUAUUGAUUGUUGUCAAUUACUUCAGGCCAAUAAAUCUGAAAUCAAACCUACGGCGCCACCACCAAUUUCAGAACCAGUGGCCAAUAAUUUGUCUGAACCUAUUGUCAAAGGAUUUGAUCUCUUAGAAAAACCGCUUAAAGGUGACGGUGAUGUGGAUUCAAUUACAGCUAAAAACAUAUUAGACAGCGACGAAGUGAAAAACUUGGAGAAGGACUUAAUUUCUGGUCUUAAGGAAGCUGCAAAUGCUAAUUCUAAGAAAUCAAAAGUUAUGUUACAACGAAGUGUUAGUGAUGUGGGAUUAGAUCAAAGUGAUAAUGGCCAGAUAAGUUAUUGUAGCGCUGAAAUCGCUGGACCUAGCAGUGCGCAACUUAUUCUAAAUAAUGCUAUGACCUGUCCUGAAUCCAACCCUAAUAAUGAAACUAAACAUGAUAAUGAAAGUUCUACUCUCAUGGUUAAUGUUCAAGAUCUAGAAGUUCAGCCUAAUAUUGAAAAUCUUCAUACCAAUCAGAAUGAUGAAAAGUUCAGCUCUGAAUUCAAUUUUAAUGAUAACAAAACUUGUCUUGAUUCUAAUCGUAUUGAUGCUAAAAUUGAAAAAUCUGAACUUCAGGAUGAAAAACGUAAUCCCGAAGCAAAACCCAAUGUUGAAGAGAUUUAUUCAGCACCUGUUCCAAAUGAUGAAACAUCUUGUCCGGAAGUUAAUAAGGAAAAAAUUCCUGAAGCUAAAAUUAAUGAAGAGCAACUUAGGCCUGAAGCUAAUACGAAUCUUGAAAAUUCUUGUCCAGAACCUAAAGUUAAUACUGAAAAAUCUUGUUCAGAACCCGUUCCCACUAAAACGAAAAAGCAUCCUGAAGUUAAAGACAAAAUGUACCCCGACAUCAUUGAUCCUAUUGACAUGUUUGAAGACAAGUUUGACAAGAUAAAAAGAAAAUGUAGAUCUCAGGCGGCGGCAGCAAAGCAAACACAAGCUGCUGCUAUUGAAACCAACAACAGUUUCAAGUCCCGCAAGAAGUCUGAAAAGAAGAAAACGCGCAGAAAUUCUAAAAAAGGUCACCAGAGCUCUCAAGUUCUAACUAAAGGUGCUCUAAAAGGUUUCGACGGAAUUAAAGUUUCAAUACCAACUUCAGAAAUCAAUAUCUCUGGAAUUGUUCCCACUCUUACGCCAUCACCAAAGAAGAAAAAGAAAGGUAGCUCAAAGAACAGAAAAGAAAAGACGUCAGAUGCGAAAAUGGAAAGAUACGGAGAUGGUUCUACUUUACAGAAGGAAGUUGACGUUUAUGAAUUUUUGGAUAAUGAAGAUGCAGUUUUUGAGUUCAGACCUUCAACUUUAAUGGAAAGAUUUAAAAAUAUAAGCUACAAUAACGAUGGUCCUAGUACGUCCAAAUUGAACUCAGGAGUAGAUGCCGAUAAUUCUGGUGAUAGCGCCUCAGAUGGAGACGAUUUCGUAUACAUGUCUGAUGAUUACGUGUGUAGUGACGAUGAAACUGAAAAUAGUUUGAUGUCUUGUGAGAUGAACAGUGGCAAAGUGGGCAGUGAUACAAAGAAAAUUUCAUCUCCGUUAAAAAGAAAAGAUGCCUUAGAGAAAAAUGCAGUCAUGGGAAAGAUAUUCAAACAUAACGCAGUGCGGAGUGACAAAAAGAAAAUUAAGGAGUCUGUAAAACCCAAGGCUAAUUUAGAUCAAUUAUUUGACAGUUUACUUGAGGAUAAACCAAAAACUUCAGACCUGUGUGAUGAAACGCCAACUACCAAAGAUGAAGAUUUUCUAACACCAAAACAGCAUGAUCUAUCUUAUAAAAAUGAUAAACACAACCGAGGUUCUUCAAACAGAGAUGAAUUUUCUUUAACUAGAAAACUAAACAGUCCAUCACCCAAACACCAAACUAUAUUAUCUCCGAAAGAAUAUGACAGCACCCCCCUGAUAGAUUAUGGCCCUUCAACAUCAAAAACAAUUCCGACGGACUUUGGACCUACUACAUCUAAGAAAAGAGAUGUGCCGAAAGACAAUAAAGGUCAUUCACCCAAAAAACAUGAAUCGAAACAUGGAUCUAGUAGAUAUAGCGAAUCUCUAACUUCAAAAACUGAUUUAAUUACUGGAAAGCAACAUGAUACAUUAAAAGAUAGGUCAUUUAAAGAAAAGUCUCCGAUUAACAAAUUAAAUGAACAUAUUAGCCCAAGUUAUGAUUAUAAUGCUGAUAUUUACGAGCAAAUCCAAUAUGAUGACAUGGGAGUGGCUAGACAAAGGGCGCGUCGUAAAUGUACUGUGGGAAAACAAAAUGUGCUGGCUGAAAGUUGGAGUUCAGAAUCCGAGCCAGAUGUUCUACCGCCACGUCCCAACAGCGCCGAGUCGGUUAUUCUGACUUCACGUAAAAAGAAAGGGAAGAAAAAAGAUCAUCAUUCCAAUGCAAAACGUACGAAUAGUCGACAUAUAUCAUUCAAAAAGCGAGAUGUCGAAAACAAGGUAAACAAUAACAACCGUCACGGAAGUUACUCAGGAACUAGUCGAGCAUACAAUGAAAACGACGAUGCAGAUAGGACUACGGUGAAUCCUUACGAUGCGCCGACGCCAUCAACAUCAACAGCGCAUACGCAUCUCGGACCACCGACCGACCGACCAAGACCGCGUCCCCGCACCACGGCCUACUACAACUGGUCCUCGGACGGGGAAGACGAACAGGAACAUCAACAGCAGCAUGGCUGGAUUGUUGGAGAUAGCCAUAAAAAGUUAGUUACAAUGCUCGCACAUGCGAAAGGACGGAAGCGCAACAACGACGAUAAACGUCAUUUCGUUGAGUAA
Molecule: messenger RNA, 14883 nt
Organism: Spodoptera littoralis (African cotton leafworm)
Lineage: Eukaryota; Metazoa; Arthropoda; Insecta; Lepidoptera; Noctuidae
Source: the annotation of a GenBank genome assembly